Molecule: messenger RNA, 1472 nt
Organism: Phragmites australis (common reed)
Lineage: Eukaryota; Viridiplantae; Streptophyta; Magnoliopsida; Poales; Poaceae
Product: defective in cullin neddylation protein AAR3-like
Exons: 8
Coding region: 498-1256 (252 amino acids)
Biological process (GO): protein neddylation; positive regulation of ubiquitin-protein transferase activity
Cellular component (GO): ubiquitin ligase complex
Molecular function (GO): ubiquitin-like protein binding; ubiquitin conjugating enzyme binding; cullin family protein binding
Source: RefSeq, a predicted model, not a curated record
UCUUGACUACUUUUGUAGGCAAGGACCUUUGUGAACUUUAAGAACUGAUGUGUGGUGUUUUCCCUUCUUUCCUCAUUCGGUAGCUGGCACCUUUUAUGUGUUGGUCAAUGACGAAAUUUUGCAUUAGAGAAGCAUGUUUUUUCUUCUUGCCUACAUACACUAAGAGCUGAAAGUUGAAACAUUGUCCAAACUAAACAAAACCACCAACCCUCAUCUUCUUCUAUCCAGGAUUUGGUAACGGUGUGAUUCGACUAAGAUUAAGAUUUGAACUGAGAAAUAUAUAUAGCUGCUUGCACUUGUCUGUGUUGCUGUAAAUAUAUAACCAUUUAGAGUUUACUUCCUCUGUUAUUAUUACUAGCAUGUUAACGUUAAAGUGUUUUUACUUCAAACAUUGCAAAUAUCAUGGCGGUUAAACUUCAAAAAUCACAAAUAUCACGGCAUUUAUUAUUGUUUGUGGCUUUUAUAUCGUGACCAGGACACACUGGCACAUCCUUUACAUGUCCAGGGCACAUAAACCUGUGGAUGCAAUAUUUUGUGACAUUCCCAAGCUCAUGCCAUUUAUUGAGUUGGAGGAUGUGGGCCGAUUCAAUUACUUCUAUGAUUUUGUCUUCUUCAUCUGUCGUGAAAAUGGGCAAAAGAAUAUCAGCAUUCAAAGAGCUGUGGCAGCAUGGAGGAUUGUGCUAAAUGGAAGGUUUCGGUUGCUUGAUCGGUGGUGUAACUUUGUUGAGAAGUACCAACGUCACAACAUAUCUGAGGAUACCUGGCAGCAGCUGCUAGCUUUCAGUAGGUGUGUAAAUGAAGAUCUCGAAGGUUAUGAUCCAAGAGGUGCUUGGCCUGUUCUGAUUGAUGAUUUUGUGGAGGAUAUGCACAGAGUCUAUCACUCCAGUGACUGCAGCAAGGCGAUUGAAUCACAAUGUAGCAUUUCCAAUACGCUUGGAGGACUGAAUCUAUUACCUGGAUCAAAAAGGAAAUGUCCUACUCAAUUUAACUCAAGUACGGAGGAUGUAGAGCUUUCAGAUAGUUUUACACGCUCUGUCCAUCUUACUCCGUUGAAGCGACUAAAGGAAAGUUCUGGAACUAGAUAUGGAGUUUGGGAAUCCCACAAAGGUACCCCUUUCGCUAAUAGUUCGUCAGAUUGCCAUGAGGACACAAAUUUAAACAACUCAAGAGGUUGUCUUCAGAACUCGCCUUGUAUUGUUGAGGAUACCUUGUCGAAAGGGUUUGAAGGUUGCAUUUCAAUGAAGUGCUCCUUUUAAUAUAAUCAGGAAUGCAUAGGUUAGUGAAUUUAUGGCAGUCCAUAAAACUCCAUACGUUUCCAUUUAGCUCCACCACCAUUCUGUAUGUGUAUUUAAUCAAUUUUCCCAGUGGUGAAAUUAAUUGUGUUGUACGUGAAUGAUACUGUUAUCUAUUGUCAGAUGUAUAUGAAACUGUCAUCUGUCUUUAUUGAAGGUAUUUCGUUUUUUCCCAUUAAA